Messenger RNA from Elgaria multicarinata webbii, 1545 nucleotides. It is a transcript of the gene PTPN7, whose product is annotated as protein tyrosine phosphatase non-receptor type 7. Gene Ontology annotation, biological process: peptidyl-tyrosine dephosphorylation; signal transduction. Gene Ontology annotation, molecular function: protein tyrosine phosphatase activity; protein kinase binding. Gene Ontology annotation, cellular component: cell junction; plasma membrane; cytosol. The record is from RefSeq and is a predicted model, not a curated record. The transcript is spliced from 10 exons. NCBI's taxonomy places the organism in Eukaryota, Metazoa, Chordata, Lepidosauria, Squamata, Anguidae. The coding region runs from base 198 to 1289 and encodes 363 amino acids.
GUGUGCUCACCCUGUGCGCACAUCUCUUGAGAGCCCCAGCGGCUGACUAGAAAGAGCGGGGGAGAUGGGGCCGCCAGCAGCACCGGGUGGUUCUCCGGCCCCACGGGCUCACUGAUCUGCAUGGUGCCUGCUCUCAGGGCUUCCUCUGCUUACCGACCUCUAAUGCCACCGGACAAAGCAUCCUUCACUAGCACAGCAUGGUCCUGGCCUGCUCAGCCUGCCCCAGAGUUCAUAGUUCCAGCGUGCUACGUGAGCGAACGAGGGCAGGAAUGGACAAGGUUACCCGCAACAGUCAGGAAGUUAAGAAACAUGUGCGUCUGCAGGAUCGAAGGGGCUCCAAUGUUUCGCUGGUGCUGGACAUGAGUUCCCUGAGCAACACAGAACCCAUUCAAUCAAUCUUCACCCCCAGAGAUGUCACAGUGAAGCUUCUGGACACAACCAGUCAUGUUCUUACGCAGAAGAUGCUCCAGCAGAGGAACUGGAAUCUGGAAAACCUUCAAGAGGAGUUUGCGAAAGUCCCCUCAAACUUUAUCAGUCCAGAAGAGUUGGACAUCCCUGGACGAGCAGCAAAGGACAGAUACAAAUCCAUCCUACCAAAUCCCCAGAGUCGUGUUUGCCUCAAGAGAGCCGAGAGCCAAGAAGAUGAGCUCUACAUAAAUGCAAACUACAUCCGGGGUUAUGCUGGACGGGAGAAAGCCUACAUUGCCACACAGGGGCCCAUGCUAAAUACUGUCAAUGACUUCUGGACAAUGGUGUGGCAGGAAGAGACUCCUCUCAUAGUGAUGCUCACCAAACUCAAGGAAGAGAAAGAGAAAUGUAUAUGUUACUGGCCUGAAAGAGAGGCAACCUAUGGGCCUUUCACCAUCCAAGUGCAAAGCGUUUGCAAGUAUGAAGAAUACACCAUCCGUAGCUUUGCUCUGCAGCUCAAAGACGAGUGCCGCACUGUGAAGCACAUUGUCUUCUCCUCCUGGCCAGACCAGAAGACCCCAGAAUCAGCCAAGACACUUUUGCACUUGGUGUUUGAGGUGGAGAAAAUUCUGCAGUCUUCAGAGAGCACAGGACCUAUCGUUGUGCACUGUAGUGCAGGAAUCGGUCGGACUGGCUGUUUUAUUGCUACGCAAAUUGGAUGCCAGCAACUGAAGGACAAAGAAGAGGUGGACAUUUUGGGGAUCGUCUGCCAGCUACGCAUAGACAGAGGUGGAAUGAUACAAACCAUCGAACAAUACCAGUUCCUCCAUCAUACUCUGGCCAUUUAUGCUUCACAGCUUCCUAAGAUCACAAACGGUUAAUGGCACUUCUUAUCUUAGCAUGGGGAACUGCCUGCUGCUUGACACUUGGCUUGAUGGAGCAUUUUCCUGGCAGCAAUAUCGGGAGAAGUAUUUAUAUAAAUAUUUCAAUCACGAGAAGAACUGUCUGGUUACUGGUUGCAUAUAAAUGGAAUGUUUUUUAUCUGGAAGCAUAUGUUCAAUUCCUUUUUCUUUCUUUUCUUUGAAUUUUCUGAAUGAUUUGUAUAAACUUAAAUCUUACUUUCAAGUUCAUUGAAAA